Zeugodacus cucurbitae (melon fly) is the source of this 1336-nucleotide messenger RNA. RefSeq lists its product as uncharacterized. The transcript has 3 exons. Bases 121 to 1056 code for a protein of 311 amino acids. NCBI's taxonomy places the organism in Eukaryota, Metazoa, Arthropoda, Insecta, Diptera, Tephritidae. The record is from RefSeq and is a predicted model, not a curated record.
GCUAAUACGCCAUUUACAUACCCACUUGGAUUGUCUGUGCGAAAAGACGCACCCACCACAAUAGCAAACACAUUCAGCCAGGCAGCACAUUUUGAAGGGUGAGAAAAAACAAAGACGAGGAUGAGGAUGUUCGCCAUUGUAUUCGUGGUGGCGCUAACCGCUAGCGCUACAUACGCUGGUACCACUCAAGUGGCCCCAACGCGCUCCGCCACCGAUCUGGCGUUCGACAUGUACAAUAGCUGCUUGAAGGACUUCAGCACAAGUUGUGUGCAACCGAAGGCUAUGCAGUGGUUCAACCAGGCUCUUCAACAGGAUGAGAUUCAAAUCACCGAUAAGUUGUCUAUUGUGCGCACAACUAGAGUGCAGCCCAUACAACAGCGCUCCUAUAACCCACAAGAGCAAUUAUUCGACGAUAUCGAUAACUUCUUGGCCACACAUGCAUUGCGCGUUAAGGCGCCUGAAUUCUUCAGCACCGAGGAAGCACGCUCAUACGUUCCAGACUUUUUGUUCAGCAACGUCCUAACCAAAGAUUCUGUUUUGCCGUUAGCAGAACGUGAUCCCAAUCAAGGUCGUGGCAUGGUCCGUAAAGUGUUAUUGCCCUUCCUCAUCGGUUUGAAAUUGAAGACCACUGUCUUGGUGCCACUUGCUUUGGCUUUGAUCGCGCUCAAGACCUGGAAGGCCAUGACUUUGGGUCUACUCUCAUUGGUGUUGUCUGGCGCUUUAGUUGUUUUCAAAAUUGCCAAGCCAAAGAUUAUCAAUUACGAAGUGGUGCAUUAUCCUCAUCAUGUCGAGCAUGUGGAACAUAUCGAACAUAUUCCACACCACAUCGAUCAUUUCCCUCAUCAUGUCGAACACAUUGUGCCGCAUCACAUUGAUAUCGUGCCCCACCACGUGGAUCAUCAUGUCGAUCACCAUUUGGAUUUGCCAGCACAUGUCGAACAUGUUGAGCACUUCGAACAUCCAUCGCCCGCUUGGGAUCCACACGCUUGGGCGCGUUCGUCUCAAGAACCACAAGACGCACAAGAUAUGGCUUUCGCUGGUCAAAGGCAACCUUAAAUUAAUACAUACCCUCACUUAGCUGAAGGUAAUUUCGAAUCAUUCGAACGAAUGGAAAUUGACGACAACGCAGCGCCUUUAUUUAUUUUUUUUACAUAGGUUUAAGAGAGGCACCCGUUUCCAAAGAAAUUAUUUAUUGAACAAAACGUGAAAAUCUAACAAAAAGAUACUAGAAAAUAUUAUUUAUUUACUUGCUUGUACAAAAAUUGUUAAUAUUUAUUUUUAGUGAAUAAUGGCAACCCCGUUAAAGAAAUAGAAAUAAUAAAACAAAUUGAAACUA